CACGAUUACUGACUGGCAAAAUGGCUGGUAAGAAAAGAUCACUGAGAGGUGGAGGAAAUAUACUUGAUCUGCUAUCAGGACGCAAGAAGACGGCCGGGUCCACCAGUGCUGCUCCUCUGGAGGUUGACGGGGAUCCAUAUGACUUCAUAGAUACCCAGAGCCUCAGGCAAGACACUCGGCGGGCAAAGAGGCUACACAUUGAUGAUGACAACACGAGGGUUCCUGCCAAGAAGGAAGUACCCACGACCCCAGUGUAUGUGGAGAAGAGGUCUCUUCAUGUCACUCCAUCUAGUUCCAGAGCAAAGGCCAAUAAGAGAUCUCCUCUAUUCUUGUCCGAGGAGGAACGGCUACACCAAAGAGAAGAGGAAGAAAUAAAGAAGGCCCUAGAGGCUAGUCUCCAGGAGAAGGAGAGAGAGGACAGGAAGAGACGAAGAGAGACCAUCAGGGAAGAGAGUGAACAGAGCAAAAUUCUACACCAACUGCAGCAGAAGAAAGACAACCUUCGGGAGACCAUUGAGACUGUGAUUAGGGCCCGGGACUUGUGCAAACAAGACAUGCAGAUAGAGAGAGAUAUUCUGAGAGCUACAGAGCACAAGGAAGAAGCUACACCUGAAGAUACCAAGUCCACACAACCUCUGCCAUCAACUAAAUCAGACACGAAACAAGUGCGAUUGUCGAUGAAGAAAGUUAGUAUCAGGUCUCUAAAAUCGAAGAAGAGAAGUGAUGAAUAUAAAACUGUUAUUACAAGUAUUGUGGCUAGAGAUGCUAAGAGCAUUGCUCAAGAUGAGAAUAUAGUUGAGUCAGAUGAUGCUACCCCUCCAUUGUCUAGAGAGGCCUCUAUUGAACCACCUCCUAUCUCAACAGCUGCUCAGAGUGUUGAUAGUAUUAGAGAACAGUUACCGGUGGCAACUAAUACUGACAACUCACAUGCUGAAUAUGAUUCUAAGCUUUCUGAUGAGGCAAAUCUGGAUCUAGCUACAGCAGGUGUGUUAACACGCUCUAGCAACUUGGAGCCCAAUACUCAAUCAUCAGGUAGUCGUUCAAUACCGUUUCAAGUGGUCAGCCAUCCCUCACCCCCCACAGAGCCUAACGAACACAUGGAUACAAGUGGGAGAGGCAUAACACGAACCCCACCCCCCACAGAGCCUAACAAACACAUGGAUACAAGUGGGAGGGGCAUAACACGAACCCCACCCCCCACAGAGCCUAACAAACACAUGGAUACAAGUGGGAGGGGCAUAACACGAACCCCACCCCCCACAGAGCCUAACGAACACAUGGAUACAAGUGGGAGAGGCAUAACACGAACCCCACCCCCCACAGAGCCUAACGAACACAUGGAUACAAGUGGGAGAGGCAUAACACGAACCCCACCCCCCACAGAGCCUAACAAACACAUGGAUACAAGUGGGAGGGGCAUAACACGAACCCCACCCCCCACAGAGCCUAACAAACACAUGGAUACAAGUGGGAGGGGAAGAACUCGAAGCAGUUGUCUCAGUCUAAGUAGGAAAAAACGAAAACGAUCUUCACCCCAAAAAAUCCUGUUCCAAGAGAUGGACAAUUCGUCGCCAAUGAAGUUACCACAAGUAAAGAGAAUUAAAUCAGUUGAAGAAGUGAGCAAAGUAGUGCUGUCUAAAGAAGAGGAAGUUACUACUGUGAAGUAUGCAGCCAUUAAUGAACAUUUACCAGCAGCUACUCCAGAGGAUGUCAAGGAAAUUACUCGUGAUGUUGAUGAAACUAGUGACUCAAAUGUCAACCAAGGCAACUGCUCCAAGAGCCUGGCUUUGUCGACACAAGAUACGCGUGAUGUCAAGGAAAUUACUCGUGAUGUUGAUAAUACUAGUGACUCAAAUGUCAACCAAGGCAACUGCUCCAAGAGCCUGGCUUUGUCUACACAAGAUACGCGUUCCCCUCCACUGCACGUGUCUAGUCGGCCCUCAAUGGACGUCCACGCUCUCAACCUCCGCCUGCCUAAGAUGUACUGCCCCUCUGGAAGCUCCCCUACUGAGCACACGCCUAAAAUCAUAGAGCGAUUCAAUAGCUACUUCUCUCAACUACGCGAGGCACAGAGUAAAGUGCUGACUCGACUGAAAUGGGGAGAACCUGUUAAAAUGGGUUCUUCACAACAACUUGUAUUUGGUGUCACCACAGGACGAACAACUCGUCGCUCAAAAAUGACCCAUAGAUUUAAUUUAAUACUACCUAAAAGAACUAGGACGAAAACAGCUGUUGAGAGUUCGAAUAAAAACAAAACUUUCUCGUUAGAAGAAUCUACUCCAGAGGAAAAGGAUGAAAUGCUAACUCAGCAAUCUACAGCAAGUCAAUUGUCAGCAGAAAAUUCUCCCAUGAACUAUGAUUACGAUCAAGCGUAUGAUGCCUUGGAAUCAGACGCCAUGGAAACAGACGCUGUUAGAAGUCCUGAUAAGUCCAACUCAAUGAACGGAAGUCAACCAGUGUCACCAACUGGUGAGGAUGUGUGUGAUGAUCUGAUCAUGUUGAACACUCAGGGUGAAGUAACUACACCACACACAUCACACAUAUCACACACAUCACACACAUCACACACAUCACCCGCUGCCUCUGGAGCAUCACACACAUCACUAUCUACUUUAAAACGAUCCACUCGAUCACAAAGACAACUACCAGAAACUGUGUCCCAGAAAACACCAUCUUCCAAUCAAAAAGGAAACUCUGCCCUCGACUUUGAUAAAGAAGCGACACCUCCUUUAAACUGGCUCAAUUCUCGAUCACAAAAAGUGGGCAAUUCCAAACCCACUAGCAAUCGUAAGAGAACACCAUCAUUAACAAUGAAACGCCAAAAAAUCAGAAAACCACCAAAAUCUGCUGCUGCCAAAAUGAUACUUGAAGUCACUCCCCAAUCAGAAUCUGAGGAGGAGAGUGUUGUACUGGAGAGAACUUUGACCCCUCCUCAAGAGGACCUGAGUGAUGUGCCGGAGAGGACUUUAACCCCUCCUCAAAAGGACCUGAGUGAUGUACCGGAGAGGACUGACCUGAGUGAUGUGGAGAGUGAUGGUGUGCGGCGGAGGAGGAACAGUUUGAGGAACAAAUGGCUACCUCUGAGCAGUGAGAGUGAGUGGGAAGCUACAGUCAUGGCGGAGGAGAGGCGUGGAACAGGUGUGAUUGACCUGACGGAGGACACACAAGGGACUUCCCCUCCACCUACCACCACACACACACGUUACACUCGUAGUAGCAAACAACAGCUGUCAACGUGUCCGCUAUGCUCCAAGCAGUUCCUCCCGUCAGUCAUUGCAGUCCAUGCAGCCCAGUGCGAUGGCCUUGACAACACAUCCUCUCCCCCAUCCUCCUUUAGAACGAAGCAAACUGCCUCGAGGGCCACCAGACGAUCAUACCAACCCACCCUUCACCAACUGCAAGCAAAAGAGAAAGAGGUGUUGACUAAAACAGGGGAUCGCAUCGAUUCCGAUAGCGAUGUUUCAACAUACGGACCCCCUGAUGAGAAUGAUAACCCACUUCUGGACAAACUCAGCUCUGCACUGGACGGUAGUAUCGAAUCAGAUGACAAUCAUGUGACCACAUCAUUGAAGGAGCUACGGGUGAUUCCCACUGAGGACGGAGGCUUCAUGGUUGAUGAGAGCACUAUCAGCAACUCACCUAUACGCAGCUUCACUAAGAUCAGUGAUAUGACAGCCAAGGACAGAGAGAGAUACAGGAACCAGUUUAAUAGACCACCUCCCAAGAGUCGUGGUGGCAGAGCAGCUGUAGCUACUGGUGGAACGUGGAGCAGUGACUUCGAGGAACUUGCUGGCUCUAGUAAAGGAGGAAGGGGGCGUGGUCGAGGUGGUGCCGGGAAGCGGCGAUGGAAGUCAAGAGGCAAAGGAAAUAGAUUUUCCAAGAGAAGACCUCGAAACUGAACCCCUGCCAUUACUAUCUCAUUAUGUUAUGCUAUUUGACUGUCUACUGGUGAUCAUAUAAUUAUAAUUAUACCACUCGACUGUACCAUUUGAUGUCAAAUUAAAAUUUUAUUGUGAUCUUUUUCAUUUGAAA
Messenger RNA from Halichondria panicea, 4032 nucleotides. RefSeq names its product mucin-2-like. The transcript is spliced from 9 exons. The record is from RefSeq and is a predicted model, not a curated record. NCBI's taxonomy places the organism in Eukaryota, Metazoa, Porifera, Demospongiae, Suberitida, Halichondriidae. The coding region runs from base 21 to 3899 and encodes 1292 amino acids.